AGCUCCAGUUUCUUACAGGAACCCUAUAUAAAGAGUUUACAGCCUUCUCAUUAAGCUUGAGUCACACAUGAGGGGGAAUGAGCAUGAAAUCUCAGCUCAGAGCAGAAACUUUGUUUUCUGAUAAAUGGAAGGAAACGGAAAUUUAUUUCUCCUCCAAAUUUCUCUGCUUCUGGAUCCCUACUCAGAGAAUAGCACAUUGAGGAUUUUAUGUGUGUAGCCUUCAGCCUCUGUGUAUGUGUCUGAGUGAGGACGUGCAGAGCGAUAACUGCAUCCUAGUAGUCGAACAAUCAGCGCUACUCUGCUGAUGCUGCUCUGCACUCCGGCCACACCGGCGCAGCUCAGCCCCGAAACAAGAACCGAAUACCAGGUAAUAACGUGGUGUGAAGGUUAUUGAUCCGACCGGACAGAUACCGAUCACCAUGGAGCUGCACCUGUUCGCCACGGCCUGUCUCCUCUUUGGCAGGAUAAUGAUAACGCACCAAACUCAGCACAUGAACUCAGUGUCCCAGUUUCUGUUCACUCCACGUGGGCCCCAGAUGUUUCCAUGUCUAACUUACCUGGAGCGAAAUGUCAGGGUGGACUGUGAGUUUCCUCCCACCUACCAGAUCCCUGGGCCCUACUGUGAGUAUCGGCAGGACAGCCGGCUGGUGGGCAGCACCUACCCCAAUGCCGUCAUCUACGUGUCCACCGAGGAUCGUAGGAGAAGCAAUGUCAGCCUGGUCACUCCCACACUGUGCCGCCUCACCUGGGCCCCGUUGGCUGAUGAGAAGCCUUACACCUACACCUGCAGAGUUUACCAGGGCAACAGCUGGAAGGAGAACAGCAUGGCUGUGCAUCAUAGGAUCCUGCCGAUCUGCUCUGCAAUUAGUGUUAUGUUCAAAUCUGCACCUUGGCUUUUGUCACUGGUGAUGUCACUUCCUGUGGCUGUGGGUCUUCUGAGUCCAUGAACUGUCAGCUUCACAGGAUAACAACUCAGUGGACAUUUUUACAUGAUUUCUGACUCACACUGGUUUGAUUGUUGGUGGUUGAAACCAUGUGAGAUUAUCUUGUUUUCUAUUAUUUUAUAUUUUAGGGCAGAGUAGAAGCCAUGAAAAAUACCACUAAGUAAACAACACUCAAUAAAAUCAACCUCUCAUUGAGCUCUGGACUACUGUUUAAAAAUGUACCUUUGAGGUUUGAAAGAUUUUAUUUAAUAGACCUCAUUCUCACCACUGUACCUUGAACACCAUUGUUUCAAUAUUAUCAAAAGAAAAGAGAAAUCAUGGUGAUAUCAAAUUUAAGACAGUGUAAGCAAAUGCAGCAGUUAACAGUGUUAAUUUUCUAAUAUAAUGGCUGUUUAAAAAAAAGAGCAGAUUACAGACAGUCUUUUGAACUGUUGUCUCGAUCAGGUCUCCCUUGUAAAUAACAUUCAUUGGGACACACCUGUAAUCAAACAAUCAUUUCGUUAAUGGCCAAAUAAAUAUUAAUUUUGUGGUUUUGUA
Lates calcarifer (barramundi perch) is the source of this 1481-nucleotide messenger RNA. RefSeq lists its product as uncharacterized. NCBI's taxonomy places the organism in Eukaryota, Metazoa, Chordata, Actinopteri, Centropomidae. The transcript is spliced from 4 exons. The coding region runs from base 420 to 947 and encodes 175 amino acids. The record is from RefSeq and is a predicted model, not a curated record.